Oncorhynchus mykiss (rainbow trout) is the source of this 817-nucleotide messenger RNA. The record is from RefSeq and is a predicted model, not a curated record. NCBI's taxonomy places the organism in Eukaryota, Metazoa, Chordata, Actinopteri, Salmoniformes, Salmonidae.
UCACAGCUCCACCUCAUCUUCAGUUUCUCCUUCUCCCUGUGAAGUACACUGGUUAAGGACAAAAAGGACCAGACACACUAACCGAGGCUCAAUUUGACCGUACAUCAUUUGACCACACAUGGUGGACCGUACAUAGUGGACCGUAUAGGAUUGUGAGGACCGGGGGUUCAACCCGAGUGAACCGUGGUCCAGUGAACCGUGGUCCCGCCCUAUGGGGAAGACUGGUAAGAGCACAGUGGACCUCAACUCCCCGACAGAGGUCAAACAGGCAGUCCCAUUCGAGGUCAUGGAGAUGGUGGCGUCCCCGGAUGGCGAGGAGAAGGAGGAAGUACUCCCUGACAGGGGCUCCUGGAAGGGCAAGUUUGACUUCCUGUUGUCAUGUGUGGGCUACGCCAUCGGCCUGGGGAACGUCUGGAGGUUCCCUUACCUGUGCGGCAAGAAUGGAGGAGGGGCUUUCCUGAUCCCGUACUUUCUCACCCUGGUGUUUGCUGGUAUACCUCUGUUCCUGUUGGAGACGUCACUGGGCCAGUUCACCUCGGUGGGGGGGCUGGGGGUGUGGACCAAACUAAUGCCUAUGAUGAAAGGCGUUGGUCUGGCCUCAGUGGUGCUCUCCUUCUGGCUCAACAUCUACUACAUUAUCAUCAUCGCCUGGGCCCUCUACUACCUCUUCAACUCCUUCAGAGAGGAUUUGCCAUGGGAGGGUUGUGAUAACCCGUGGAACACAGAGAAGUGUUUCUCCAACUACAGUUUGACAGACACUACCAACCUCACCAGUGCCGUCACUGAGUUCUGGGAGUACGUCAAAUCAUUUAUUUGA